Carya illinoinensis is the source of this 5653-nucleotide messenger RNA. Its product is annotated as paladin. The record is from RefSeq and is a predicted model, not a curated record. The transcript has 19 exons. Lineage: Eukaryota; Viridiplantae; Streptophyta; Magnoliopsida; Fagales; Juglandaceae. Bases 363 to 4022 code for a protein of 1219 amino acids.
GGGCGGUUAAGCAUCCAGAGGCUGGGUGGAAAGAACAUUCAGGGCAGACGCUAAUUGACAGAAUCACAGGAUAGGAAAUAAAGAUAAAGACUUGUUUCUAUAUUCACGUACGUUUCACGUUGCAAAGGGUCAGGACUCGGGACCCGUCGGGAACUCUUUGCUGUGCGCAUGCUUUGAAACAAACAGAAGUAGAAGAGAAAUGGGUGAUAAAUAAGCAGAAAAAUUUCUCUCUCUAUCCAUCUCUAUCACUUCCCAAAUUAGGAGUUUCUUGUCCUUUCUUUCUUUUUUAUCUAUUCAUUCUGGGUAGUUCAAGAACCGUGGAAAGUGUUCGUUCGGGUGCGUAGAAAGUUUAGGAAACCGCAAUGUCGAUACCGAAGGAGCCGGAGCAGGUGAUGAAGCUGAGAGGGGGAUCAGUGCUGGGUAAGAAGACCAUUCUCAAGAGCGACCAUUUUCCUGGCUGCCAGAACAAACGCUUGUCUCCCCAGAUCGACGGUGCUCCCAAUUAUCGUCAGGCCGACUCAUUACGUGUUCAUGGUGUUGCAAUACCAAUGAUUGAUGGAAUCCGCAAUGUUCUAAAGCAUAUUGGGGCUCAAGUAGAUGGCAAGCAAGCACAAGUUCUUUGGAUUAACCUUCGUGAGGAACCAGUAGUGUACAUCAAUGGGCGCCCCUUUGUUUUGCGUGAUGUGGAACAGCCCUUCUCCAACCUUGAGUAUACGGGAAUCAACAGGGCUAGAGUUGAACAAAUGGAAGCUCGAUUGAAAGACGAUAUCUUGAUGGAAGCUGCGAGAUACGGAAAUAAAAUCCUUGUCAAUGAUGAGCUACCAGAUGGUCAUAUGGUGGACCAGUGGGAACCGGUGUCUUGUGAUUCUGUAAAGACACCAUUGGAGGUGUACGAGGAACUGCAAGUAAAGGGGUUCCUUGUUGACUAUGAACGUGUUCCUGUAACUGAUGAAAAAUCACCAAAGGAGGCGGAUUUUGAUUGUUUGGUUCAUAAAAUUUCUCAAGCUGACAUAAACACAGAGAUCAUUUUCAACUGUCAAAUGGGACGUGGACGUACUACAACUGGGAUGGUGAUUGCAACUUUGAUAUAUUUUAACCGAAUUGGAGCUUCUGGUAUUCCAAGAACCAAUUCCGUUGGGACAGUUUGUGACUUGGGGCCUAAUGUUGUUGACCAUUUUCCAAAUUCAGAAGAGGCAAUUCGUAGAGGAGAAUAUGCAGUCAUAAGAAGCUUGAUCAGGGUAUUAGAGGGUGGUGUUGAAGGGAAAAGACAGGUGGAUAGAGUCAUUGACAAGUGUGCAUCAAUGCAGAACUUACGUGAAGCAAUUGCCACUUAUCGCAAUAGUAUUCUGCGUGAACCAGAUGAGAUGAAAAGGGAGGCGUCACUUUCAUUUUUUGUGGAAUACUUGGAAAGAUACUACUUUCUUAUAUGCUUUGCUGUAUAUAUUCAUUCAGAGAGAGAAUUUCUCCGUUCUAGUUCAUUUGGUCAUAGCACUUUUUCUGACUGGAUGAGAGCAAGGCCAGAACUGUAUAGCAUCAUUCGCAGAUUGCUCAGGAGAGAUCCAAUGGGAGCACUUGGAUAUGCAACUUUGAAGCCAUCACUGAUGAAGAUUGCUGAAUCUAAUGACAGCCGCCCUCGUGAGAUGGGUGUAGUUGCUGCCCUGAGAAAUGGAGAGGUCCUUGGGAGUCAAACUAUUCUAAAAAGUGACCAUUGUCCUGGUUGUCAAAACCAAAGUUUACCAGAGAGAGUGGAGGGUGCGCCUAAUUUUAGAGAAGUUCCUGGGUUCCCAGUUUAUGGGGUGGCAAAUCCAACAAUUGAUGGAAUUCGAUCAGUUAUUCAGAGGAUUGGCAGUUCUGAAGGUGGUCGCCCUGUUUUGUGGCACAACAUGAGAGAAGAACCUGUAAUUUACAUCAAUGGAAAACCAUUUGUACUUCGUGAGGUUGAAAGACCUUAUAAAAACAUGCGGGAAUACACGGGUAUUGAUCGUGAGAGAGUCGAGAGAAUGGAAGCUCGUUUAAAGGAAGACAUCCUUCGAGAAGCUGAACAUUAUGGAGGUGCUAUAAUGGUUAUUCAUGAAACAAAUGAUGGACAGAUAAUUGAUGCUUGGGAGCAUGUGAGUUUUGAUGCUAUUCAGACACCACUUGAGGUUUUCAAAAACUUGGAGGCUGAUGGUUUUCCCAUAAAAUAUGCCCGCGUGCCCAUCACUGAUGGUAAAGCUCCCAAAAGUUCUGAUUUUGACACACUGGCAGUGAAUAUUGCUUCUGCUUCCAAGGAUAAUGCUUUUGUUUUCAAUUGCCAGAUGGGUAGAGGAAGGACAACUACUGGUACAGUAAUUGCUUGCCUUCUGAAACUUCGAAUUGAUUAUGGAAGACCUAUAAAAAUCUUGCGUGAUGAUAUGGCCAAUGAAGAGGAGAAUGGUGGUACUUCAAGUGGUGAGGAAGCAGGAGGUAGCGUUGCUGAAUUAACCUCCUGUACUACAAAAGUAAGAUCUGAAAAGAAGCAAGGUCGGGUUUUUGGCAUAAAUGACAUCCUUUUGUUGUGGAACAUAACAAGAUUAUUUGAUAAUGGGGUGGAGUGCCGAGAGGCCUUGGAUGCUAUUAUUGAUAGAUGUUCUGCGCUGCAGAACAUACGACAAGCGGUUCUGAAAUAUAGAAAGGUAUUCAAUCAACAGCAUGUUGAACCUAGGGAAAGGAAGCUUGCAUUGAACCGUGGUGCUGAGUACUUGGAGCGGUACUUCCGUUUAAUUGCUUUUGCAGCAUAUCUUGGAAGUGAAGCAUUUGAUGGGUUUUGUGGGCAAGGAGAAUCCAGAAUGAAAUUUAAGAAUUGGUUGCAUCAGAGACCAGAGGUCCAAGCAAUGAAAUGGAGCAUAAGAUUAAGACCAGGGCGAUUUUUCACUAUCUCUGAGGGCUUGAGAGUACCACAGGAGUCCCAACAUGGUGAUGCGGUGAUGGAUGCCCUUGUUAAGUCCCGUAAUGGUUCUGUUUUAGGGAAAGGCUCUAUACUUAAAAUGUAUUUCUUUCCUGGUCAAGGAACUUCCAGCCACAUACAGAUUCAUGGUGCACCACACGUUUACAAGGUAGAUGGAUUCCCUGUGCAUAGCAUGGCAACUCCUACAAUUGCUGGGGCAAAAGAGAUGUUAGCAUAUUUAGGUGCCAAGCCUAAACCAGAAGGAUUAGUUGCUCCUAAAGUAAUAUUAACGGAUCUGAGAGAAGAAGCAGUUAUUUACAUCAAUGGCACACCAUUUAUCUUAAGAGAGCUAAAUAAGCCUGUUGAUAUGCUCAAGCAUGUGGGAAUCACUGGGCCAAUGGUGGAACACAUGGAGGCAAGACUAAAAGAAGAUAUAUUAUCCGAGGUCAGACAGUCUGGUGGACGGAUGCUUUUGCAUCGUGAAGAAUAUAACCCGGUAAUAAAUCAAUCCAGUGUUAUAGGAUACUGGGAAAACAUUUUAGCAGAUAACGUGAAGACUCCUGCUGAAGUAUAUGCUGCUCUGAAAGAUGAGGGUUAUAAUAUUACAUAUAGGAGAAUACCAUUGACUAGAGAAAAAGAUGCUUUAGCUUCUGAUGUUGAUGCAAUCCAGUACUAUAACAAUGAUACUGCAGGGUGUCACCUUUUUGUAUCACACACCGGGUUUGGAGGAGUUGCAUAUGCGAUGGCAAUACUUUGCAUUAAACUCAGCACAGAGCCUAACUUUGGAUCUAAAAUUCCAGAGUCAUCUGUUGAUACAAAACUACUUUCUGGGAAUGAAGAGAACUUGCCUUCUCAAGCUUCUGAUGCAGAAGCUCACGAGAUGGGUGAUUACCGUGACAUACUAAGCCUUACAAGAGUACUUGUGCAUGGUCCCCAAAGCAAAGCAGAUGUUGACAUCAUUAUUGAAAGGUGUGGGGGUGCAGGGCAUUUACGAGAUGAUAUUCUCUAUUACAGUAAGGAACUUGAGAAGUUCCCAAAUGGUGAUGACGAACACCGAGCUUACCUUAUGGAUAUGGGUAUUAAGGCUUUAAGCCCUAUCGACAAUCCAGCAAACUAGGAAAGUGAUCUGAACAAACUCGAGGCAAAUGCUGUUGACACAGCUCUGGAAAGUGAGCCUCCCAAGAAGGAGAGACAAGAAAUCUAUCCAAUCGCGACCAACCCGACUACUGGACCACGUGAACUUGCCCCCAACAAGAGGGAGAUCCAUGAGAUCCAAGUCAAAGAUGAACUCAAAAAACUCCUCCAUAGCCAAGGAAAUUUGAGGUUGCCUUGAUCGCUCCCUAGGAAAGCGAGUAAUAUUGAAAUCCCCACUCAUAUACCCCGACACAUCCCAUAGAUAAUAUAAACCCACCAGCUCCUCCCAAAGAAGUCUCUUAUCACUAUCCCAAUUUGGCCCAUAAGUGCCUGCAUAAGACCACUCCUACCCAUCCUCAACAUUUUUAAAUACACUAGAAAUUGAGAAAUUCUCAAUACGCUCCUCGACAAACUCCACCACUCUUCUAUCCCACGUUAGAAGAACACCACCUGAAGUUCCCAAAGAUGCCAAGUAAGACCAUCCCAUGAAAGGACACCCCCAUAGACUCCGAAUGAUGCUUCUAGCGAUAAAACGUAACUUUGUUUCUUGAAAACACACAAUAUCAAUCUUCCAUGUCCGCAAUAAAGAUUUUAUGUGAAGGUGCUUGUUACAAUCAUUAAGCCCCCUCACAUUCCAAGAUAGGGUCUUAGGCUUCAUGAGCAAAAGGAGGCCCCCUCCCUUUCAAUAUGUCCCUUCUGUCACUCCCCUCCUUUGCAUCAUACUUAAUAGGACAUUUGAGUCUUCUUAGUUCCCAUCUCUGUUUGAAGCUGAUUUUGAAACACGACGAACUUCAAUAGCGAUAAACCUCAGCAAUUGUGUCUAACGGCAUUCACUGGCUGGCUCGUUCUAUUCCACUUUCUGUGAACUAUUCCCCUUUCACUAACAGCCCUUUCUUUGGGUACAUUGUGCUUAUUUAGAUCAUAGAACUCAUUAUUAAUUAUCAUUAAUUGAGUGUGUGGUUUGCGGAUAUGGUUUGCUUAUCUUGCAUGGCAGCACCUGAUGACUUUUCUCAAGAGUGAGCAUCGGUUUUUAGUGCUGCUAUGUUUGGAUACAGUAGAAAUUUUGUUGAGUAUUUGAGAUGUGUUUUGUUGGUUUGACUACUAGAUGUGGUUAGCAGUAUCUGUGGUCUUCAUGUUCGUAGAAAGAAGAGAUGGUUGGCAUCUCCCCUGACAGGGACGGGAACUCCAGGCUUACCUGUUACCACACAUAUGUUUAAGGCUCCUCACCUUCCAUGGUGGAUUUUAUACCCAAUUUUUAACAUAUCAGAAAAAAAUCUGUGGUCUUCAAUCCAAAAGCACUUCAAGUGGAAUGAUAUCUAGUUAUCCUCACUUUCCAUCGACAGUCACAAAUUGUCCACGUUUUAUCUGAGGGGUAUAGCUUCUAAUUUUCCACCCUCCCUAGGUCAUGUUAGGGAUGAGUAGAAAAUGUCUCUGGUAUAGUACUUUGAGUGCAAGAAUGGAUAUAAUUUAAUGUUUGUGUUAGCUUAUAUACUGAUAAUUUUCUUUUUCUUUUCUUAUAAUGUUGUUAUGGUUAAACGAAUUCUUUUGUUGUAUUUUCUCCUAGUGUUGCUGCAUGAUUUGUGUGCUUUCCUCCAUCCUGCAGGCGUUAUUUUU